AUGGGGAUCUUGGAGAAAAUAGCCCAGAUUCAAGAAGAGUUAUCACGAACUCAAAAGAAUAAAGCCACGGAAUACCACAUUGGUCUACUCAAGGGUAAACUUGCUAGGUACCGAAGAGAGCUACUCGAACCACAACCUGGCCAAGGUGGAGGCGGCGGCGGACAAGGGUUUGAAGUGGCCAAAGCUGGAGACGCACGGGUCUCGUUGAUUGGGUUCCCCUCGGUGGGUAAGUCUUCGUUCUUGUCCAAGGUGACCAAUACCAAGUCGGAGGCAGCCAAUUACGAAUUCACCACCUUGACCUCGGUGGGCGGGAUCUUGGAGUAUAAUGGAGCCGAAGUGCAAAUUGUUGAUUUGCCCGGUAUCAUCAAAGCUGCAGCCCAGGGUAAAGGUCGAGGCAGGCAAGUUAUUGCGGUGUCGCGUACUUCCGAUUUGAUUUUGAUGGUGCUAGAUGCUACAAAAAGCGAAGAUCAGCGACUGAUUUUGGAGAACGAGUUGGAGUCGAUGGGGAUCAGGUUGAAUAAAAAGCGACCCGAUGUUGUGAUAACGUUGAAGAAGACCGGUGGUGUCAAGAUGAGCUCGAUUAUCCCACCUAAAUAUCUAGACGAGAAGCUCGUUACUGCCAUUUUGAAAGAUUACAAGAUCUUGAAUGCACAAGUUUUGAUUCGAGAUGAGAAUGUCACCAUUGAUGAUUUCAUCGAUGUGAUUAAUGAGCAGCACAUCUCAUACAUCAAAUGUCUUUAUGUGUACAAUAAAAUCGAUGCUGUUAGUUUGGAAGAAUGCGAUCGGUUAGCGAGAGAGCCAAACACUGUGGUGAUGUCGUGCGAGCUAGAUUUGGGCAUUGAAGACUUGAAAGAAGAAAUCUGGAGACAGUUGGACUUGUUACGGUUGUACACCAAGCGUAGAGGAGUGUUGCCGAAUCUAAACGACCCCAUGGUUGUGAGAAACAAGAGCACCGUUUUGGAAGUUUGUGACUCGAUCCAUCGCGAUAUGAAGAACCAGUUCAAGUACGCCAUGAUCUGGGGGUCGAGCGCUAAGCACUCACCUCAGAAAUGUGGAUUGAACCAUGCCGUGCACGAUGAAGACGUGGUGCAAAUAUUUACCAAGUAA
Molecule: messenger RNA, 1107 nt
Organism: Lodderomyces beijingensis
Lineage: Eukaryota; Fungi; Ascomycota; Pichiomycetes; Serinales; Debaryomycetaceae
Source: the annotation of a GenBank genome assembly